This is a messenger RNA of Penicillium macrosclerotiorum, 519 nucleotides long. RefSeq lists its product as uncharacterized. The coding region runs from base 1 to 519 and encodes 172 amino acids. NCBI's taxonomy places the organism in Eukaryota, Fungi, Ascomycota, Eurotiomycetes, Eurotiales, Aspergillaceae. The record is from RefSeq and is a predicted model, not a curated record. The transcript has a single exon.
AUGGCAGCUUGGCCUACGAAUGCUGUGGCGCAGCGGAUGGCGAAUGGGCCUGAAUCAGUUGCUAAUGGUGGCUGGAUGGCUGCUGUGAGCACGAUUUUUGCAAUUCCUGGAGUUAUCCUUGCUCCCGAAUUGGUACAGACAGCGCAGGGCGUCCGUCUUGACUUUGCAGCCGUUAACGUCGCAACGGGGUACCCAUUCUUCGCCUUCGAAGGCAAAGGUCCCAAUUACAACUGGGACAAUCUAGCUGGAGAAGUACAGCAGUCCUGCGACGGGCUCCGGCCAAAUGCCUUUCAGGGCUAUACCUAUGGGCUCGGAGGAAGUGGUCGAGGAUGUAUUUUUUUGGAGUAUGAUGGUGCACAGUCUCGGUAUCUGACUGUCAAUGGAGGAGGCGUGGUCGGUCGUCAGCAGCACCGCCAGGUGUUUGAUAUUGUCAAUGACCAAUGGGCCAUCAGCAGAAUUCUGACAGUGAUAGUCGGGCUUACCAGGUACCACGGUGGUACUGUGAGGAUCCAACCUUGA